Messenger RNA from Colletotrichum phormii, 888 nucleotides. RefSeq lists its product as uncharacterized. The coding region runs from base 1 to 888 and encodes 295 amino acids. NCBI's taxonomy places the organism in Eukaryota, Fungi, Ascomycota, Sordariomycetes, Glomerellales, Glomerellaceae. The transcript has a single exon. The record is from RefSeq and is a predicted model, not a curated record.
AUGGCAGAAGAAGCCACUAUCGUCCUAGAGACGCACAUCUACUCGAUCCCAACCGCCGUCCACUCGCCCCCCUGGACCCGCAGCUUCCACCUCCGUCUGGCCCCUUCAACCGCCACGAAGGCUCAGAUCCUCUCCCUCGUCCGCGACUCCAUGACGCGCCUCGGCCGCGCCGACCCCGUUGUCGAGGGCCAGAUCACGCUGUACUGGACCUCUCGGAACGGCCACGUCGUGUCCAUCCCCGGCGGCGGCGGUAUGAACGGAGCCUCCACGGCCAUGGCCACAGUCACGAUGCCCGUGUGGCAGCAGCAGCCUCCCCAGCUCAUGACCUUCAACGUCGGAUACCCCGCGCUCGUCCAGCCGCAGCCGCAGCCUCAGAUGACGAUGGACCCGCCCAUGCCCCUGGCCAUGACAUACUCUGGCGGCGUCAACUACCUCCACUCGUACGGCAACCCCGCUGCGCAGCAGCAGCAGCAGCAGCAGCAGCCCAUGAUGUUUCCGCCUCCGUACGCGGCCAUCGUCCCCGUUGGACAGCAGACUUGGAUCAUGGGAAGUCCUCCCCAGCUCGGCUUCGUCAACGUCAACGUGCCCACCUUCGACACCGGAGGUGGAGGAGGAGGAAUUGGUGCCGGUAGACCCGUGGUUUCGGACGUCGUGAGAGAGGCGCGGUUGGAUGGAAUCGCUGAGGCGGCGCUGGGUGGAAUGCUGGAGUGGGUUUGUGGAUCUACGGGCCUCAAGUUGAUUGUUGUGGUUGAUGCUGAUGGAAGGGAUGUUGUGCCUGUUGUUGUUGCUGCUCCUGCUGCUGUUGUCGCUGAUCAGCCUCUCGUGGCAGCUCCUUCUACUCCUUCGUCUCCUGCGGCUGCUACUCCUGCUACUCCGGCGACUUCUUGA